This is a messenger RNA of Anopheles aquasalis, 2940 nucleotides long. RefSeq names its product GNAT family N-acetyltransferase speck. Gene Ontology annotation, molecular function: N-acetyltransferase activity. The record is from RefSeq and is a predicted model, not a curated record. Lineage: Eukaryota; Metazoa; Arthropoda; Insecta; Diptera; Culicidae.
AGUACGAGUGAUGGGGCACGAGUCGCCAGGAGUUGGCACAGAUAGGGGAGAGAGAUUUCUAACCCACACCAUUCGUUGUGACGCCGUGAUUGUUGUUAUUUUUAAUGCCAGUACACCAUUCCGCCCCUGGGUCGUGAGCAUUGAGCAUCGGUCGGUGCGGUGCUGUACCGGCCAUCGCGCAGCAGCACCGGAGACAGUUCUAUGUUGGCGUUCAAGCAGACGGCACAAUUCGACGGCGCAUCCGUUGAUUCAUCCUUUCUCCGUCGUCCUCCCCCCGUGGCCAGGUCGGUGUGCAUUCGGAAACAGUAAAGGCUGCGCGAGUGACAAAAUCUGUUGUACGAAUCGUAACGUAACGUAAAGUGAGAGUAAAUCCGUUGCACAAGUUUACGUUGUUCAAGAGACACUUUGGCGUGCACUAACGAAGCACGUACUUCGCCCCAAACGAGGACGUUUGAUCGUCCCAGCGUUGCUUAUCGAACAGGAUGAGUCCUUGUUGGGUGGAAAAAGGGCCCUAGCGACGCACCAGGGCUGGUAAAGGUAGCCGUUGUUUGGCAACAACCGCAACAGCUCGAACAGACUGUAUGUGACCAACCAACCAACCGGCGUGCCCUCGAGAACGGCGGUCCUCUGUUCGCCCCUCGCCAUAAAUCGGAAUGAAACGUGAUCCGAGGGCACAUUUCUGGAACAGUGCUGAAAGGAAACGUAUACAUCUUGCCCAUGCCCAUGCCCAUGCCUAGCUAUCGACAAAAAGCCCCUCACACAACCCCAUCAAUACCACCACCUGCCUGCUCGUCUUAUCAUCCAUCACUGUAUCCAUUAUUUUAGUACACAGCGCCUCGCCCGUUCCUGGAGACGGCAGCUAUGGUGUUAGUGGUUUAGCAGCAGCAGCAGCAGCAGUGGACGGGUGAAAAGAGAUAAGCGAGAGUGAUAAGACAACGACGAGAACGGCGGCGCUACUCUCGGACGAGUGCGACGUUGGAUAGUGAAGGAAGGACUUUCCUUCCUUGGAAAGGCACGUAGGUCUCGGUCGGUCGAGUACCGUUGUACGAACGCCCAAACGGUGGUAGUUGGGGGCUGCAGGGGGUGGUGGUGGUAUGGUGGUGGAUACAAGUCGAACCCCUGGAAGAGGGUGGUGUAUUUCCAUCCCAGCUGCUAUCAAACACGGAACAAAUCUGCACCCCGGGUAUCAGUAAGCUUUCGACUGGCGUACGGUACGGCCACCACGAGCUAGUACCUCUGGCUGUCCCAAAGCAUUUUCCUGCUUUUUCUGUUACCAGUGACUGGUGCUGGUGCUGCUGCCGGUGGCCAGCGCGCUCGUGCGGUUUGCGACGACAGUGAUUUGCAUUUGGCAAUUUGCAGUGUUCAAUUCCGGACGGACGUGGAGUGAAGAGACUUGUUCGACGCCAUUACAUUUCGCCAACGACUGCACAUUUCGAAUAAAACGCAUCCGCGCGCGAGUCAACCCCAAACACUCGAGUUUCAUCAAAGUUGCGCAGGUAAAAUCGUUCAUUUAUAAUAAGAUCUUCGGAAGAACAUAGUUUUCCCAAACGUCCAUUAGCAUUUCAUAGAAUAAGCAUUAAAAAGCAAGAAAGCGUCAAGCUCUAGCAUUCUCGCAUAUACAUCUUAAUUGUUCGUCGUACACCGUUCUAACUUAAAUUCACACACAUUUGUCCGUAAUAUCGGUCAUCUACUCAAUCAUUCAAAAUGAAAGUUGAGGUACAAAAUCACGUCGAUCAUCUUUCGUCGAUUAGCAGCAUCACCGUUCCAUCCACUCAUGAUCCUCACCUACUGGAUGAAACAUGUCUUAUGCUGUCGAACUUGCUUACGGAAGGUGGGCGUAUGGCGUCCAAAGUGUCCUUGGUCUGCGAGGAAAUGCAGAAAGAAACCUUGCCCCAAGUCGACCGAGAACUGUCGAUUUCGGUUAUCACCGAAGCGGACACCGAUGAUGUUCUGGAUUUGCUUAAAAGAUUCUUUUUCAAAGACGAACCCCUCAAUACGUUCGUGAAGCUAGGUGAAUGCAUGGAGCUUGAAAUAUACUGUACCAAGAACCUUGGUGAACGAUCAUCCUACAAAGCCGUCAAUUCCAAAGGAGAAAUUGUUGGAGUGAUUUUGAAUGGUACCAUCAAGAAGCCGCAACCCGGAGAUAAACCUCCGAUGAAACUGGCGGACAGGUGUGCCCAUCCUAAAUUUCGAAAAAUUAUGGCCCUGAUGGACCAUGUGGACGAGAAUUUCGACAUCUUUGAGAUCUACCCGGAUAUUGAUCGGUUUCUUGAUUGUAAGAUCCUUUCGGUUGACACACGAUAUCGUGGCAUGGGUAUUGCCGGAAUGCUGACAGACCGUACAAUCGAGUACGCAACGCAAAAUGAUAUCAAGUUGAUACACGUACUCUGCACCAGUCAUUUCUCAGCGCGGGUCAUGGAAAAAAUGGACUUUGCAGAAGUGUACCGCUUACCAUACGCUGACUAUCGCGUAAACGGUGAACAGGUUUUUGAGCCAGAAAAGCCUCAUGUUGCAGUACGAAUUCUGACAAAACGUGUAGAUGUUCAAUAGGUUGUAUCACCGGAUCUUGAAUUGUUAGCCAUCCGGCUAAUAGAAUAUCUCCUCCUUUCAUUAUAAAGACUUUAACACUCUACAGUGUUUUGAAUCGUUUUUGAUUUCGUAUUGCCUGAAGCCGUUUAUGAGGAAAACAUAAGACGUAUGUUUUAAUCAUCAUUAACGUGCAUUGGUUGAACUAUUUGCUGAUUUGAGAACACACAACAACCUGAACAAAAGAAUAUUGUGAUAAUGCUUGUGUAUUAAAUGUAACGCAUUUAAUCAUCAUAGUAUUUAAUUGGCUAAAGCACACCGGUACGAUCGACAUGAAAAGAUAUUUGCAACAAUGUUGUCGCUUAAAGAAAACUGAUUUUGUGAAACAAAAUAUAUUACAAGCAUUUACGAUUA